Molecule: messenger RNA, 1476 nt
Organism: Tremella mesenterica DSM 1558
Lineage: Eukaryota; Fungi; Basidiomycota; Tremellomycetes; Tremellales; Tremellaceae
Exons: 3
Coding region: 1-1476 (491 amino acids)
Molecular function (GO): nucleic acid binding; zinc ion binding
Source: RefSeq, a predicted model, not a curated record
AUGACAAAGUCGUCAACAGGCUUGACCCAUGGCGGAAAUUCCUUUGUCCCUAAGCCCCUUGGGGCUGCAACAAGCACAGCCACUUCUCAUGUACAAAGCAGGCUUGAGAUGCCUGAUUAUUGUUACAGGGUAACAACGAAUCGAGAGGACUCUAUCGAGUUCGACGGAUUAGGACAGAGGAAAGCGGGAGUUGGAGGCAGUGCUGCAAGGAGACACGAUCCAUUAGCACCAGAGCCCCUAGAUUUCCACGAGACCUCCAUCGAGUUCGACCCAACCUGCGACCUAGUCGUCGUGUUUCCAGUACCGUUACAAGUUGAAGAAUCAGCCUUACGCACCUUGGGUCGAAUCGGAGAGUACUGUAUGCUCACCAGAGGGAAAGCGCGGAAAAUGAUACCAGAAAAAGAGGAGUUGAAACAAGGGCUGGUCCCAGAGGAAGAAAUACCAACAAGUUCUUCGAGAAGUACCAUUUCACAUGAUCUCACGUCUACUACCACUACCCCAGAUCCGCUAAAUGAAUUAUCGCAGCAGUUGUCACAAUUGUUAGCCAUUAUGACGAUGCAACAAAAGGAACAAAAUGCAUUAAGGGAAGAACUGGCUACGAUGAAAGCUGACCGACAGAACCAACAGAUACUCACAUCGAAAGGGGCAAGUUUGAUCGAAGUCGAAGAAAACAAGCCGUGUUUGGAGCCAAAACUUACCAACAACGAACGAACAGGAAGAACCAGGUGUGCGGAUCCACCUACCUUCAGUGGAGAACGAGGAGAAUUGGACAACUUCCUUGCAGCAUGUCACAUGAACUUCGAAUUCAAAGGGGCAGAGUACGCCACCGAUCGCAGAAAGAUCCUGUUCAUGUACGGGUAUCUUCGAGGCACCCCUCAAAUGCUUAUAACCCCGGCCAUAACCAAUCCAAUGGUAGUGGUAAAUAACACCGAUCCUCGAACCAAAUCGGACUGGAUCUAUUUCAAACAACAUGUGAUAGGGACUGAGGAGAACCAACGGAUGGCUGAAACGAUGAUUGCGGCGAAUCGAUGGGCUGCUAGACGCAAAAAUGAGACGACCUGGCUUCCCCCUCGAUCGAAUUCGAUGCGAUUGGAUACUAGUCCGCCCAACCCGGUAGAACGCCACUCACAAUCGACUGGUAGAGGACCCUUGCCUGGUGGAAAACCAGGGAUGAUGAAUUAUGGUCUACCAAAUGACCCUCCGGUCACUUGGACAGAGGACGGAGGACGUCUCAGCGAGAACGAAAUGACUUGGAGGAGGGAGAACCGACGUUGUCUCAAAUGUAGAAGUCCAGAACAUUAUGCCAACAACUGUCCGAAUGGAGGAAACACGAGAAACAGUAUUAGGGGAUCCCCAAAUCCGCAUAACUCACCGAUUCCUAGUGGAUCGAACUCGAUCACAACUGGAUCCAAAGGGCCAUUAGUUCGAGGAAUGGCGGUGACCUUUGAAGAAGAGGGAAACGACUACCUGGCCUAA